Molecule: messenger RNA, 1260 nt
Organism: Chenopodium quinoa (quinoa)
Lineage: Eukaryota; Viridiplantae; Streptophyta; Magnoliopsida; Caryophyllales; Amaranthaceae
Product: acyl-protein thioesterase 1 homolog 1-like
Exons: 9
Coding region: 225-1025 (266 amino acids)
Molecular function (GO): hydrolase activity
Source: RefSeq, a predicted model, not a curated record
UAGACGUUAAUUAGUGCUUUUUAUCUUUCUAAUUAGUUUAAUAAUUUAGGAUAUUUUCUGAGUUCAAGGUCGGUGAGUGUGUGUAUUAUCAUGGUCUAUGAUGUUGAAAGUUUGCUAGAGGUGAUUCAGAUUCUUGGGUUUAUUUCCAUUUUGCCCCCAUUUGUUUGUAUAAAUAGGAAUAGCCAGGCUUGAACUUUGUCAUUGUGGUGGGUGGUUAAGCAAAGAUGAAUCCAUGUGGUGAUGAUUUUCGCGGUUCAGGUAGUGAGGACAUUGAAGAGGCUACUCCUAUGACAACGAAUUUGGAAUUUGGAGGAACUCAUGUUGUCAGGCCUAAAGGGAAACACCAGGCUACUGUAGUUUGGUUGCACGGAAUGGGUGACAAAGGCUUGAGCUGGUCUCAGCUCUUAGAGACCCUUCCCCUUCCAAAUAUUAAGUGGAUUUGUCCAACUGCUCCUACUCGUCCAGUUGCACUUCUUGGGGGAUUUCCAUGCACUUCUUGGUUUGAUGUGGAAGAUAUGUCGCAAAGUGCUCCAGAUGAUUUGGAAGGUUUAGAUGCUUCAGCAGCACACAUCGCCAACCUUCUGUCCAGUGAACCCUCUGACAUUAAGCUUGGUAUUGGAGGUUUCAACGUAGGUGCUGCAAUCUCUCUGUAUUCUAUGAUAUGUCAAGUCUUAGGGCGAUACAGGAAUGGAAACCCCUAUCCUAUCAAUCUCAGUGUAGUUGUUGGACUAAGUGGAUGGCUGCCAUGUUCAAGUUCAUUGAAAACAUGGAUGGAAGAGUCCCAAGAAGCUCCGCAGCGUGCAGCGGCAUUGCCCAUUUUACUCUGCCAUGGAUCAGCUGAUGAAGUGGUUGCGCACGAUCAUGGAGAGAAAGCUGUGGAAACCCUUACUUCACUUGGAUUCCAGAAUAUUACUUUCAGGAGCUAUGAUGGGCUAGGUCAUUACACCAUCCCUGAAGAAACUGAAGAAGUCUGCAAAUGGCUAACCACAGUGUUGGAGCUUGAAGGGACCCCUUCAGAUUCCUAGAACCGUUAUACGCAGUGACAUGAUGGUAAACUAGCAGGCAAAGUACCUUAUCAAGAGCAAAGCUAGCAAUAUGUUGAGAUGCUACUAAUAGAUGGCAAUAAGGAAAUAUAUUUAUAGUAUAUAAUGAAAAACAUGGUAUAAUCCUUGUAUCUUGAAAAAAUAUUAUUCGCAUAUGAAAUAUAUUACAUGAUGUUCUCUCUUCAUAAUCCUUGGGCUAUUGAUAUUUUCUACCGUA